This is a messenger RNA of Sceloporus undulatus (fence lizard), 2597 nucleotides long. RefSeq names its product HtrA serine peptidase 3 (gene HTRA3). The record is from RefSeq and is a predicted model, not a curated record. Gene Ontology annotation, molecular function: serine-type endopeptidase activity; protein binding. Lineage: Eukaryota; Metazoa; Chordata; Lepidosauria; Squamata; Phrynosomatidae. Gene Ontology annotation, cellular component: extracellular region. Gene Ontology annotation, biological process: proteolysis.
GGGGGCCACUUCAGAGCGGAGCUUGGAAGGAUGCGGACGGAGGGGCUCCCGCUGCUGCUGCUGGUCUUGCUGCUGUCGGGGCGGGGAGCGAUGGGGAGCGAGCGCUGCCCGGCGCGGUGCGACGUGUCCCGCUGCCCGAGCCCCGGCUGCCCGAGCGGCUACGUCCCGGACGGCUGCAACUGCUGCCUGGUGUGCGCGGCGGGCGAGGGCGAGCCGUGCGGCCGGGCGGAGGACCCUCCGUGCGGGGAGAGCCUCCAGUGCCGCCUCGCCUCCGACCAAGGCCCCCCGGGCACCUGCCAGUGCAAGCUCAGCGGCGCCGUCUGCGGCACCGACGGCAGGAGCUACGCCAACGCCUGCCGCCUCAAGACCGCCCAGCGCCAGGCGCUCCAGAGGGGGCUGCCCCCGGUACGCCAGGCCCAGAAGGGCGCCUGCAGAGCCGGUCAUCCACAGCCAAACAGCCCAAGGUUUAAGUUUAACUUCAUUGCAGAUGUGGUGGAGAAGAUUGCACCAGCAGUUGUCCAUAUUGAACUUUUCCUAAGGCACCCUCUGUUUGGUCGAGUUCCUCUUUCUAGUGGAUCUGGGUUUAUUAUGUCGGAUACAGGUUUAAUUGUGACCAUGCCCAUGUUGUGUCUAGCACUAGUACCCGCGACUGGACGGCAGCAGUUAAAAGUGCAGCUACAAGAUGGAGCACUUAUGAAGCAAAAAUCAAAGACAUUGAUAGAAGAUGGUGAAGUGAUUGGCAUCAAUACUUUGAAAGUUACUGCUGGGAUUUCCUUUGCUAUUCCUUCUGAUCGUAUUGCCCGAUUCCUCUCAGAGAAUUAUGACAAACAAGAUGGGAAGAAAAGAUUUAUUGGCAUAAGGAUGCUGACAAUCACACCCGUACUAGUGGAAGAACUUAAGCUUAAUAAUCCAGAUUUUCCAGAUGUCACUAGUGGAAUUUAUGUCCAUGAAGUUGUUCCAAAUUCACCAUCACAGAGAGGUGGGAUUCAAGAUGGUGAUAUCAUUGUUAAGGUUAAUGGACGGCCACUGAAGACUUCUGCUGACCUACAAGAGGCAGUGAUGAAUGAAUCGCCUCUACUACUUGAAGUUAGAAGAGGAAACGAUGAUUUAUUAUUUAACAUAGAACCUGAAGUACUUAAGUAAACAAAGCUGAAGAACAUCAUUGUGACACAACGAAACUCAUUUAUUCUAAAACUUCAGAUACCUCCUUUAACAGUGACAGUAAUUAUGCCUUAUCGUGACUAAUGGCAAGUUGAACUAAUUUAAAUGCCUGAGCCAAUGAUGUGCCUCAUAGUCAACAAUGAACAGGGCUCCAACAUCACUACUUCAUAUUUCAAGUCAUUGCAGAGUUAUGGGAGUUUUGCCUAUUUUAUUUUAUGUAGUUUUAUGACUGUUGUAUAUGAAUGAAGCAUAGAUUGGGCACCAUUCUUGUGGUUUAAACAAAAUAUUUAUGCUUAAUUAGGAUUAGGUACUAAGCAGCUAAAUACAGCUUCUGUCUACAAAUACACUUUGGGAUUAAUCCGCCUACUCCACCCAAACCUUUGUAUGGUUUACACAGCUAGAUUUUUGGCUCUUACAUGGUUGGUAAGUAGCAGCAUUAUGCCCGUUUGAUCCAAAGCUGAACUCUUGGCAAUCUAAAGUUUAAAUGUGAAGUAGUGUAUUUGUUUUGCAGAGUCUUUAGUUACAUGUGAACAGAACUGAGAAAUUAUUAUUCUCAAAAGGAAGAAGAGUGAUAACCCCAGAGAGUGGGUAACAAGAACAAUAAUCCUUACCUCUGCAUUAUUUGUAUGCUGGUGCCAAAUCUGUGUCUCUGUAGAUGAGUGUACAAAAGGGAAUGAAAUACACCUUGAGCCUCAGAUGUUUACAAGGAAAAUGUGCUUUCUAAAAAAACUUCUCUUCACAGGAAACACCCCACUCUCUCGAAACUAAUAUUGUGAUGCCCCAUUUGACACCCCUGAACUCACACCUAUCUCCAGCCAUUAGUAGAAAACAGCCAAUGCCAGAAUGUUUGCACCAAAUAUUUCAAACCCAAUGAAAAAUAGGGAGAAAGAGUUUAUCUACGUACUUCUCUUGGUGAUAGAAUCCCUCUCUAGGUCAGAAUCUGUUAAUUCUCCUUGAGGGUACAGGGUGAAUUUACAUGGGUGGGCUUCAGUAUUGCUGCUUUAUACUUUCUGAAGCUAAAAGUGCAGCUGAGUGUUUAAGUGAGAUUAAGGAUUCAUUGUUGUGAGUUUUGUGUGUGAAUAAAAUGAAUUGUACAUCUUAGUGGAGUUAAGUAAGGGGAGUGUGUGAAAAUGUCAAGAAAUAUGCUUUGUAAACAGAUUGAGCAGUUGUUGGGAGAAGGUUCAGUCUGUCAUCAUAAUACCAAAAACAUUCAAAGUGGAAGGCAGAUCCUUCUUCAUGACUGCUUCUUCUGGCAUCCAUUGCUGGAGCUGAAUUGCCAUCUCCAAGGCCAGCUUAUUAUGUUUAGUACAAUACCCCUAUCUUUUCCAAAAAAUCAGUUUUAGGUCCAGUUGAACAAGAAAGUAGUAUGCUGUGAGGAGACAAGGGGAACAGCAUGGCUGUUAUGGAUAGGUGAGUAGGAGGGCCAGCUGUUUUGG